CGGGAUGUACGCUUUGUCAAGAGGACCCAGUAAAAUUGUUGCUAGCACCCGCAGAGGUCCAGCUACGCAACUAGACAACCUUGAAAUUAAGGACACAGAGAAAGAACAUUCGAACGGCGUUAUAAUGAGUUCACCCAGGCCAUACUUCAACCACCAUGCUGUAAGGCGAGGGGGUGGCUUCCAGCGACCACACAAUACAAAUGGUUCCCAGGAAACCACUUCACAAGUUCAACACGAAGAGCUUGUCCGAUUUGUAAUGCAAUCCUGGUCCAAAGUCAGAAGUGAGAUGGAAACAUCAGCAAGAAAUUCCAACCAGAGAGACGGAGGACCAGUUGUUUACAAGGACAAGAUGCAUAAUCCGAGUUUACAAAGUUUUGAGCCCUUCGACCUAGCAACCUACUGGGGAACAAGAACCAUGCAAAAAAUUACAGGCUCAAGCUGAGAAAGCAGAUAUUUGAUUAUUGCCAGACGUCUUUCAAGCUGUUCCACAGUGAUACUUUUACAGGUUCAGCUAUACAUGUGCCUUGAUGGACUAACCUUUCACAGCAAAGAAAUACACCUACCUGGUAUUAUCGAGUCAAAUGGGAGGUCUUAUUGUGGUACAAAAGGGAUGAAAUAAGAUUGUAUGAUGAAGAGAGACUGUUCUGUAUACUGCUUUCAGUUUUAUAUGGGCAGGACAAUCAACAACUUGCUUAGUGAUAAUGAAAGUGUUUUAUUGAGUAAGUUAGACGGUCUUCAGGAAGCAGAAAGAAGUUUACAGAACAGAUAUUGUUUAUCAGUUUUGUGUCAUGAAAACUAAUUCUUUUUAAUGUUUUAUCCAUGAUUUGAUAAUAAAAAAUGAAGUUUUAUGUAAAAGUGAUUAAAUGAUUGAAUAUGGUUCAUUUUAGCAUUUAAGAUUUGUUGUACAUUGUUUUAUCUGUGUUAAUGAAUGUUGAUGUAUAUGUAUGAAGUAUAGAUGAAGAAAAACUUCACUGUACAAGUAAAGUAAAUGAUAUAUAA
Messenger RNA from Ylistrum balloti, 999 nucleotides. Its product is annotated as MAPK regulated corepressor interacting protein 2-like. Lineage: Eukaryota; Metazoa; Mollusca; Bivalvia; Pectinida; Pectinidae. Bases 5 to 442 code for a protein of 145 amino acids. The transcript is spliced from 6 exons. The record is from RefSeq and is a predicted model, not a curated record.